Molecule: messenger RNA, 3510 nt
Organism: Triticum aestivum (bread wheat)
Lineage: Eukaryota; Viridiplantae; Streptophyta; Magnoliopsida; Poales; Poaceae
Product: serine/threonine-protein kinase 10
Exons: 11
Coding region: 129-3335 (1068 amino acids)
Biological process (GO): protein phosphorylation
Molecular function (GO): ATP binding; protein kinase activity
Source: RefSeq, a predicted model, not a curated record
CGAACCGAGCUUCUCCCUAUUUAUGUCCUACUAGUGGUCUGCCAGCGGUUUCCCUGAGCUCUUCCCAUCAUUGAAAUCCAAGAAUCAAUUCCUAUCCAAAAAGCAGAAAUUAGGAUAGCGGCACCUAGAUGGAGAAGAUUGGCGAUGAACAAAUUGGUGAUUUGGUGGGCCGCCCGGCUAACGAGAAGAUUGCCGAUGCCCAAGCUGGCGGUUACUUCGUGGGUCUCCCGGGUAACGAGAAGAUUGGCGAUUACUUCGUGGGUCGCCCGGUUAACGAGGAACAAGCUGGCGAUUACUUCGUGGGUCGCCCGGCUAAUCACGAGCAACAAGCACCACCACCACCAGCGAGGCCAAGCAUUCUCGGAAAGAUCGUGGGUCUCUCGGGGGGUUCACGAGAACUUCCAGAAAGCAGCACAAAGUAUGAAUAUAGCGAUCUGGUGAAGGCUACCAAGAAGUUCACUAGUCGAAUUAGACUUGGGGAAUUUGGGGUCGUCAACAUGGCAGUACUUGAUAAUGGGAAGGUGCUAGCUGUGCAGACACUCCGGAGAGAGAAAAAAGGUGAGAAAACUUACAAGAACUUCGCGCAUGCCAUCUCUACACUCGACCACAAAAAUUUGUUGAAGUUAGACGGCUACUGCAUGGAUAAACUGGGAGCUUUUCUUUGCUAUGAACAUCAGCAGCCCUAUCAAACCCUUGAGGACUGCCUUCUAGCAGGGACGUACAAUACACAGCUCAACUGGCAACAGCGAGUCAGCAUACUGAAAGGCAUCUGUGAAGGCCUUCAAUACCUCGAAGGCUGCAAAACUGUAAUUAAAAUUCGGGUUACCUUGAAAGUUGACUGCAUACUUCUUCACGAAGACAAGACCACCAGCGUUCUAACACCAAAACUUGCGGAGUUUGGUAUUUCGAAAAAACUUGAUGAGGAUGCAACCCCGGGUGGAUACGGGCCCACGGACGAUUUUGUACGGAAGCGAAAAGACGACUUCUCACCGGAUAUUGACAUUAAGAGCUUUGGUAUUAUCCUCAUGGUCAUGGUAUCUGGUCUAUCGAAGACGUCAAAUAAACUAGAUCCUUUUGGCAAGGAACUGAUUGCCGUUGUGAAUAAUCACCAUAAAAAGAAUGAUCUCGUGUCAUUAAGGGAUCCAUUUUUAUCCAAGGCCGAUUGCCAGGAGGAAAUUGAGGAAUGCAUCGAGUUAGCCUUAAACUGCACAAGUGAGUAUGAAGCCUUCAGGCCUCGCUUAGCUCAGAUAGCCCCCAUCCUGGCCAAUCUUGGAAGGAAAAAGCAAGAAAAAGCUUUUGGAGGUUAUACCCAAAGAAGAUACCAUAACUUGCACCAAGAACUUGGGCAAGAUGAAACUUCUUCAAAAGGAUCAGGACAUGUAAAGGUAGACCAUGUACAGGAAUAUGGGUAUGAUGAACUUAGUAAUGCUACCGAGAAUUUCGCCGAUCAUUGUGAGAUCGGACGUGGGGCGUUCGGUAUUGUCUAUAAGGCAGUACUUAACGACAAGGUAAUUGCAGUGAAGAAGCUACAGAAAGAAAGGUUCUCAGGACAAUUCCUGAAUGAAGUAAGUAUUCUAAUAGCCCUGAGGCACAAAAACCUAGUGAAAUUAGAAGGGUACUGCUUCAAUAGACAUGGGACCAUGCUUUGCUACGAACAUCUCCCUGGCGGGACACUUCAAGAUCGCCUUCAAGGUCAAGGUGGCAACCUUGAUUGGAAACAGCGGUACCACAUAAUUCAAGGAAUUUGCAAAGGGCUGCAGUACCUCCAUGAUGAGUGCCCAGAUGGUGUCCGCAUCGUCCAUAUGGACUUAAAAACAGAUAACGUACUGGUUCAUGUCGACGCCAAUGGAGUACUGACCCCAAAAAUUGGAGACUUUGGUAUCUCAUGGCCUCUUGAUUUGAAUAAAGAGCAUCAGUAUGUCGACAUGCCUGUUGGAAACAUCAACUGCACCCCUCCAGAAUAUCACGUGGAUGGGAAGAUAUCAACCGGAGUGGACAUAUAUAGUUUCGGUCUCCUCAUGCUGGACAUGCUAAUAGGUCAGCCAAGAGCACAAACUGAUAAAAAGAGCCAUUAUGGUCGACACAUUGUUAACCAAGUACAAAAUCAUCUGAUUUUGAAUGAUUUGCACAAAUUGAUUGAUCAGUCCUUAGGUACUGCUUACCAACAAGAAAUACAUGAAUGUAUUGAGUUAGCUCUAAAUUGUGCUGAAAGUGACGAGAACAAAAGGCCUAACAUAGGCCAAAUAUCACUGAAGCUUGCUCAAAUAGGAGAAGGAAAGGUAAGAAAACCAUUGUUGAGGAGUAAUGCGAGCAUACAAGCAGCAGAUCAAAAUGAAGAGUCAUCCAAAGAUGAACUUGAGAACAAGGUUACAUCAGAACAUUUACUGGUGAUAAAGUAUAAUAAUACAUUAGCAGCAAGUAAGGAAUCAACAAGCCUGGAGGACCAGCAACAUGAUGUAAGUCUGACAUGGAGUGGUAAGAGAGGGCGACAAGACGGAGCACUGGAGGAGGCCUUCCACCCUAACCAGGGUUCUUCACACAAGCCAAAGAUGGAGGCCAUAAAUUCUGGAAGUACAGCAACCUGCAACUACCUCUACAUAGAUGCUGCUCCAGCUAAUGCGGGUGAUCACACGUCAGUUGAGUCCAUUCAAAGUGACCUCCUUGACUUCACGCUCGAUUUCGAUGCGAUAUAUGAAGAAGAACCUAGUUGUGAGGAACUUGACUCAACCACUGUAUCCACAAAGCAAGAGAAGGAAACAAAGAAAGCCUUGAAACAAAUAUACGAAGCUCUCCGUGACGUCCUCCCACAUCAGAUUGCAGAAUUCAGUGGUUUUAUCAAGGAGAUGGUGAACGGAGUUCUUGCUAAUGGUGGUGAGUACACACCUUCUGAUGAAUUGCAGGCCGGUUUAAUGGAGCUUGUUGCGCUUUCGAAGGAUGAAGACGCAAUGAAAAGAGCAAAGGAUCGAGCAGCCCGGAGGACAGAGAUAAAUAAGAUGAAAUCCCAGUGCGCCAAGUUCAAGGCCACCAUGCAAGAACAUGCAGUCGAAGCGAAGAAGCUGGCCAUGCAACAAACCCAACUGAAGAAACGGAAGGAGGCCCUCCAGUCAGAGCUGGAGAAAAUCGAGUCGAGGCUGAAGGAUCUUCCAGCCUCCAUCGCCCAGGAGAAGAGCAUAGGGAUGGCGGCACAGGCUGAAGGGAUAACACUAGCGGAGCAGGUGCUAAACGAAGAAGCCGAGAUUGGCGACACGUCUGCUGAUGAAGCGCUGCUAGCUCGGGUGCAGAGAGUCCAGAAAGGCGUGUGCGCCCAGCUGGAGGGUAUCCUCCAGAAAUCAUAAACCGGCCGGCUACACCUUAUCUGCUGUUUCAAAUAAAUCUACGGGAUUUGCUUUUAAUCAUUGUCAUUGAAUUUCUGUGUGUAUUGAGUGAAACUUUUAUGUAUAAUUAUGCAGCUACCUGCUACAGUACAAUUAAAGGUUUUCCAUUUCAUAUGUGAUAUUUUUAAAGGUCAUU